Molecule: messenger RNA, 4375 nt
Organism: Homarus americanus (American lobster)
Lineage: Eukaryota; Metazoa; Arthropoda; Malacostraca; Decapoda; Nephropidae
Product: collectin-12-like
Source: RefSeq, a predicted model, not a curated record
UAGUCUGACUCCACACACUGUUCGUGACUGUGGCCCAGGGCGCUGUGACUCGCUCACGUCCCUCCACCACAUGAUACUUAAGCAACCUCGUCCACAGUGACCACGGGCACUCCACAUCAUACUGACUUUAUGCUUAUGCAGGAGCUGGUCAUGACACUGAAGCCUUGAUAUCAGGCACAUAAAAAAUAUUUACCUACAAUAUCAGUUUACAUAAAAUACUUUGUCAGGAGUGAUUAUGGAAACUCGGUAACAAAGAGUCACCAGUAGUACGUGGAAGAGGAACUUGACAUUAUACAAGACACGAAGCUUCAUUACUGAAUAUUAAGUAAAACAUUAAAGGUGAAAUUUGACGUUUACCCUCGAGUACCAAGUAGGACAUGAAGUAAAACUUGAGAAUUAGUAUAAAAAAGGUAUCUCCCUUCUACCAUGAACUAGGACUUGCAGGUAAAACUUGUGGUUAUCAUUAAAACUUAACACACGAGUGCCAAGUAGGACGAGAAGAAAAGAUUUGACAAUUCGUUUAUCAUAAAAAAGACUCGCCCCUCAAGUACACAAUAGGACUUGAGAGUGAAACUUGUGAUAACAUUAGGAACAUUACCCUCCAAGAUGAAGUUCCUGGUGACACAACUGGGAGGGAGGAGCGCGAGAGAUGCGUCAUGGAUGUCGGGAUAUGUUUUCCUGCCGCCCACCCGCUUACAGCUGUGGAGGUGGGUGAUGACGCUGAUGGUGGUAGUGGGUGGUGGUUCUUCACCAGCAGGAGGAGCGAGCCCGGAUGUCGGUGACCUGCAGGAUACCGUAAGGAGCCACACCCAGACGCUGCUGAACAUGAGCAGGUACCUGAGGCAGACCGACAAGUUCUGGAAGUGGUACCAACUAAAUCACAGGCGGCUGGACGAACUGUUAGCCGAGGGCCUCCACACUAGGUCCCUCCAAGCUGAUGAGACUCAACUCCAGGAACUUCACAAGAGGCUCGACGACAUGCAGCAAAGGUACGACAGUAAGUUGGUCGAACAGGAUACCGAGAUGAGGAACAUGAGGGGGGAGCUGAACGAACAGAAGAACAUCAACACCCGUCUGAAGUGGAUGAACUCCCGUCUUCAGCGAGACAUCCGGGAUAUGAACAACAGCCUCAGCACCCAGGAGAUCGUCACAGACAGGCUCGUGACUGCUGUGUCGCAGAGCGCAACAGAGGUGGAAGCGGUGAAGAACCAGGUGGGUCAGGCAGAUAAGGUUGUCAAAUUCGCUAAGAACCUGGCUAGAGAAGCCAACAGGAGCAUUGAAGACCUGCAUGGUGAGGUCAAGCAGCUCCGAGACAACCAGGUGGCGACACUAGUGACACAGGUGAACCACGUCUACCAAAUAGCUUAAGGCAACAGCAGCUGAGACCAGACUGGAAUACCGAAGUAGAGGCGCUGAGAAACUCCACACGCCAGCUCAACCAAGACUCUGACCGGCUCAAACAACAGUUAGUGCAGACCAAGCAGGAGGUGGCCACGGUGCAGGAGAUACUCUUGGAGAAGGAGAAGGACCUGGAAGGCCUCUACGGAAACAUAGGGGAGGUGGAGGAAAACCAGCAGACUCUGACCAACAACAUCCGUGAGUUGGCGUUAACCGUCAUCUUCCCCCUAGAGGAAACCGUCCAGAUCAUCAACCAGACUAUCGAGGAUCUGAGAGAGGAGCUGGAUCAGAGGGUCGGGAACCUGGAAAGAGAUGUGGAGAACUUGAAGACAAGAAUACCCACCAACAACAAGAACGGUCAGAGUGUAAUGAGUCAGCUAACAAACUUACACUCGGACGUUGGCAGACUCGACGGCAGCAUCAGCAACUUGGAAGGUAAAAUAUACGGCUUUGCUGCUCGCCUGGACAUUGUAGAAAACAACCAGAAUGACAACCGGGCACCAUAUGACCUGAAGAGACGUCUCACAUCCCAAGAGAAUGCCUCCUUUUACAUGGACCUUAAAAUAGAGGAUGAAAAGAAAAAACUUCAGCAACUGGAGACUGAAAUCGAGCAGAGAAUCACAAAUCUAGAGAAGAAUAUCAACCAGCAGGUCACGGAACUGAAGAAUUUGAGGAGCAUGGCCAGGGAGCAGGGAGAUGACGUCUUACGCACGGUCAUGAAGGGGAACAACGAUUUCAACCCAGCGCUAAUGUUCAACACUGGAAACCUGCCAGGACUUCCCGCCAGCCAGGGUGAUUCAAGACCUGUGGGUCCACCUGGAGGGCAGGGUGCCCCUGGACACCAAGGGUUACGAGGACACCAAGGACAACCAGGAGGUCAAGGAGCACCAGGAGGACAAGGAGCACCCGGAGGCCAAGGAGCACCAGGAGGUCAAGGAGCACCCGGAGGCCGAGGAGCACCAGGAGGCCGUGGAGCACCCGGAGGCCGAGGAGCAUCAGGAGGCCGCGGAACACCGGGAGGCCGAGGAGCACCAGGAGGCCGAGGAGCACCAGGAGGCCGCGGAGGACCAGGGGGCCGAGGAACACCAGGAGGCCGAGGAGCACCAGGUGGCCAUGGAACACCAGGAGGCCGAGGAGCACCAGGAGGCCAAGGAGCACCCGGUUACUCUGGUUGACCCGGAUUACCAGGUCCAGUCGGAUAAUUUCAACAGGUAGUGGAGACAGGGGCUGCGAGACUCCUCUGGGGAACGACAGAUGUUAAUGAUGACCUCAAUGCCUGCCUGGUGUGACCCAUAGUAUCACUGUACAAUCGCCGUUACCCUUCUGACAUUCUCAAAACUACCUUUUGCCCCCCCCAACAACACCUGCUAGUAUCCUCAGCACUUGCAAGACUGCCACCACCUAUAACACUCGCUACAAUCACCAGGUGUCAGAACACUAUAACCGUUCUUGCAAAUUAUGAGAAUACAUAAUGCAAUACUUGAAAAAAAUGUAUGAGUAGUUUUAUUCAGAAGCAGUAAAGUAUAAGUACAGUAAUUCUUAGAACGUAAAAUAAUAGGAGAAACAUGGCAUGCCAGAUGAUAAUUCAAUGCCCAAAUGUAUUUUAUUGGAGAACUUGAAAAAAGGUGAUGCCCUAGGCCUAAAUAUAGACAUGUAUGUAAACCUUCUCUCCUGAAUCAACAUAAGACAUGCACUCAACAUGUACAGCUCGUCCGUCCAUCACCAAGCAACAGUCACCAACAAAAAUGCGAUUCCAAGUGUGAAAAUUAAAAGCCUGUGUCUGUGUUGGCAGGAUGAGAUAGAAAAUCACGAAUUAUGUGUAAUAUUUCCGACUCGGGAAGUAAUUCUCAGUCGACACGAAGGUAACAAACAUGUGUGAUCAAUUAUAAAGAAUAGACAGAUGUUUUAUUUUCCAUAUAAUUUCAAUAAUUACUUAGUUCAUAACACUAUAUUUCUGUCCCCCUUGGCUCAUAUAAGCCUAUAAAUCUGCUUCGCUACUUCCCAACAUGGUUCUGUAAUUGUAUAUAAAGAUAAUAGUUUAAGCCUCAUAUAUGUGGUGAGGAAUUAUCACUUAUUUACUUCAGAGACCAGACGAGUCGUGAGAAUCUACAACAGUUUUCCUCUUCUGUUUGGUAUGGGGAAUCAACAUUAAAAACUGUUAGCACCAUCAAAUUAUCAAAUAGCGAGGAAAUAGGUUAUCAUAAAUUUUGAGAUUACUUAAAAAAAACAUUCAAUUGUGAACUACAGUAGCUAAAAAAAUGUACCUGCAUAGUCUGUAUGAAACAAUAUUAGACCACAGACGAAAGGUUUUGGGAUAUGCGUGUUGUCUCCUUACACUACAGUAUAUGAUAGUAAUCACUAAACAGUUAAUUUAUUCCUAUAUGCCAACUCGCCCCCUGUGUUGGAUACUGAAUGACCGUUGGUGAAGAUACACAUACCAACGCUCCCUAGACAUCAUGAGUAGUAUGUAUAAUUUUGGAAGUCACGUGGACCCACCCUGUCAGAUACUUCUUUUAGCUACUGUACAUUUACUGUUUUCCAAUGAACAUGUGUCUUUAUUUUUCUUACCAGCCUAACAGCUGGCUAGAAAGGUAUUGUUUUCUUUCUAGGCAUCAUUUUGUACCUCACUGAGCCAAGAGCAGUUGGUAGCCCUGGUGAGGAAUGUUGGUAGCCCUGGUAAGGUUUGUUGGUAGCCCUGAUGAAGUAUGCUGGUAACCCAUGUGAGGAAUGUUGGUAGCCCUGGUUAGGUAUGUUGGUAGCCCUGAUGAAGUAUUGCUGAUAACCCAUGUGAGGUAUGUUAGUAGCCCUGGUGAGGUAUGUUAGUAGCCCUGGUGAAGUAUGUUAGUAGCCCUGGUGAGGUAUGUUAGUAGCCCUGGUGAGCUAUGUCGGUAGCCCUGAAGAUGUGUGCAUCCUGUUGAAUUUAUCAAGUUCUCCCACACUCAGUCCCACAUCCAACACUCACUCCCACACCCUCACA